This is a messenger RNA of Arabidopsis lyrata subsp. lyrata, 3154 nucleotides long. RefSeq names its product protein FAR1-RELATED SEQUENCE 3. NCBI's taxonomy places the organism in Eukaryota, Viridiplantae, Streptophyta, Magnoliopsida, Brassicales, Brassicaceae. The record is from RefSeq and is a predicted model, not a curated record. Gene Ontology annotation, molecular function: zinc ion binding. The coding region runs from base 335 to 2917 and encodes 860 amino acids. The transcript has 6 exons. Gene Ontology annotation, biological process: regulation of DNA-templated transcription.
UUCCUCCCAAACGAGACUCAGAGAACAACAAGCACGAAUUUAAUUUUAGUCCUCCGGUCGAAUCUGAAAACCAAAACAGCUCUUCUCAAUUUUUCCCCAAUUGGUGUUACCCUUCUCCCAAAUUUCACGACUUUAAUUCUUCUGGGUUCUUCGCAACACUCACGUAAGCUCCUCUUUCUCUCUUUUGCUUUCUACUCUUUCUGGGUUUCUCUGUCUCGUAACAAACAAUCGGAGAGUGAUAGAUGCAAAAGUCCUCCUUUUUAUAUUGUGUGUAGUCUAUGAAGAUGGGAAACAUUUGUGUGAAAUUGGAAUUUUUCUCUACUAAGUGAAGGUUAUGGAUAUUCAUUUGGUUGAAGAAGGUGUGUCAAUGGGGAAUCAUGUGAUAGGAGAUGAAGCAGAUGCUGAACCUAGUGAUUGCAGUGGACCGAAUACAAUGGAGAAUUCGUUGGGAGUUCAAGAAGAGAUUGGAAUUGCAGAGCCAUAUGUUGGUAUGGAGUUUAUUUCAGAAAAAGAAGCUAAAUCUUUCUAUGAUGAGUAUUCGAGGCAGCUUGGUUUUACUUCCAAGCUUCUUCCUAGAACUGAUGGGUCUGUUAGUGUUCGGGAAUUUGUAUGUAGUAGUAAAAGGUCAAAGAGAAGGCUUGCUGAGAGUUGUGAUGCUAUGGUUAGGAUAGAAUUGCAAGCUCAUGAUAAAUGGGUUGUUACAAAGUUUGUUAAAGAGCAUACUCAUGGAUUGGCAAGUUCUAAUACGCUUCACUGUCUUCGCCCUCGUAGGCAUUUUGCAAAUUCGGAAAAAUCUAAUUAUCAACAAGGGGUGAAUGUGCCUAGUGGUACGAUGUAUGUUUCUAUAGAUGCUAAUAGCAGAGGUGCUAGAAGUGCGUCCAAGGAUUCAAUUAGAGGUGUGAAUUAUGGAUCUAUGGCUACAAACACGAAGAGAACAAUUGGACGGGAUGCGCAUAAUCUGUUGGAGUAUUUUAAGAGGAUGCAGGCAGAGAACCCUGGCUUUUUCUAUGCGAUUCAGCUUGAUGAAGAUAAUCAGAUGACAAAUGUAUUUUGGGCAGAUUCGAGAUCUAGGAUUGCUUACACUCAUUUUGGCGACACGGUCACCCUAGAUACGAGAUACAGGUGUAAUCAGUUUCGGGUUCCUUUUGCGCCGUUUACUGGGGUGAAUCAUCAUGGUCAGACUAUCCUAUUUGGCUGUGCACUUAUAUUGGACGAGUCUGACACUUCAUUUAUUUGGCUAUUCAAGACUUUUUUAACAGCAAUGAGAGAUCAACCGCCCGUCUCUUUGGUAACUGAUCAAGAUAGAGCCAUACAGAUUGCUGUUGCUCAGGUAUUUCCAGGUGCUCGUCACUGUAUUAAUAAGUGGGAUGUGCUAAGAGAAGGUCAGGAAAAGCUGGCUCAUGUGUGUCUUGCGUAUCCCAGUUUUCAGAUGGAGCUAUAUAAUUGUAUCAACUUCACCGAAACGAUCGAUGAGUUUGAAUUGUCCUGGAGUUCCAUUAUUGAAAAGUAUGACUUAGGAAGACAUGAAUGGCUUAGUUCCUUAUAUAAUGCUCGAGCUCAGUGGGUACCUGUUUAUUUCCGGGAUUCGUUUUUCGCUGCAGUAUUUCCUAGCCAAGGUUAUUCAGGUUCCCUUUUCGAUGGAUAUGUGAAUCAGCAGACAACCCUUCCGAUGUUCUUUAGGCUGUACGAAAGGGCUAUGGAGAGCUGGUUCGAGAUGGAGAUUGAAGCAGAUCUUGAUACUGUCAACACACCCCCAGUCUUGAAGACGCCAUCACCCAUGGAGAAUCAGGCUGCAAAUCUCUUUACAAGGAAAAUUUUUGGAAAGUUCCAGGAAGAGUUGGUAGAGACAUUCGCUCACACUGCAAACAGAAUUGAAGAUGAUGGUAAUACCUGCACAUUUAGGGUUGCAAAUUUUGAAAAUGACAACAAAGCUUAUAUAGUAACGUUUUGCUACCCUGAAAUGAGAGCAAAUUGCAGCUGUCAAAUGUUUGAGCACUCCGGCAUACUCUGCCGACAUGUUUUGACAGUGUUUACUGUCACAAAUAUACUCACUUUGCCACCACAUUAUAUUUUGAGACGGUGGACAAGAAAUGCCAAGAGCAUGGUAGAGUUGGAUGAGCUUGUCAGUGAAAAUGGGCAUGAUAGCUUGAUACACCGCUAUAAUCAUUUAUGUCGUGAGGCCAUCAAGUAUGCUGAGGAAGGGGCAAUUUCAGCUGAAGCUUAUAAUAUUGCUUUAGGGGCACUCAGAGAAGGUGGGAAGAAGGUUUCAGUUGUCAGAAAAAAUAUAAGUAGAGCUGCACCUCCUAGCUCACAUAAUGGUGGAAUUGGUAGUGGUGACAAGACCUCACUAUCAGCUGCUGAUACAACCCCUUUGCUGUGGCCUCGCGAGGAUGAAAUGAUACGCAGAUUUAACCUUAACGAUGGUGGGGCCAGAGCUCAAUCUGUUGCUGAUCUGAAUCUGCCGCGUAUGGCACCAGUGUCGCUUCACCGAGAUGAUGGUGCUCCUGAGAAUAUGGUAGCUCUUCCUUGUCUGAAGUCAAUGACUUGGGGAAUGGAGAGUAAAAAUACAAUGCCGGGUGGUAGAGUUGCAGUUAUCAAUUUAAAGUUGCACGAUUACAGAAAGUUUCCCUCAGCAGACAUGGAUGUCAAAUUUCAGCUGUCUAGCGUCACACUUGAACCCAUGUUAAGGUCCAUGGCUUACAUUAGCGAGCAACUUUCAUCUCCAGCCAAUAGAGUAGCUGUCAUUAAUUUGAAGCUUCAAGAUACUGAGACAACAACAGGAGAAUCAGAGGUAAAAUUUCAGGUGUCCCGGGAUACAUUAGGUGCAAUGUUGAGAUCGAUGGCCUAUAUCCGUGAGCAGCUCUCAAUCGUUGGAGAGCUGCAUACAGAACCUCAAGCAAAGAAACAACGCAAGUGAUGUUGAGAGAGAAACAACCGCGGCAAAAGAAAACUUCGGGAAAAUGGUUGUUAACCUCAUUAGAGUUUGUCUGUUUGAUCUCUGUGAUUGGUGUUGUUAGAUUGACAAUACAGCGUCUUAUGUGUAACAUACGUGUAAGUGUUACGACAUCUACGCAAGUGUGUAGAAACUGGUGGGCAUCGAGCCAGGCUUUUGAAGUGUAUAUAUCCUUCUUAUCUAGACAUUGAACCCAACCCA